AUGUGGAUUGAGCCUUGGCUCUCGGCUCUAGUGGCAGCCACCAGACUGGGCAAUGUCGAGUCAAUUGCAAUUGACUGGUCUCACCUGGCACUUUGCGCCAGUGACGCCAGUGACGCCAGUGCCCAAAGUACACAAUGGCGAUCUAUUCGAUUCAUCAGUGGUCUUGUCUGGUCUGGCCAAGUCGAAGGUGCAGCUUCCCCCGUCGUGGCAGCAGGACAACUAGUACUUGACCAGUUGAUCAGUGUGGACAGAACAUUGAACGGUCCAGAUGUCCUGUCUGGUUCAAUGUUGCCUGGCAGUCCGGUCUGGUUCAUCUGCGCAGACGCCAAGUUCCCCAGCUCUGCCUUCCCCAUUCUAUUCAGUCGUUGUACCGGCUGGGUCGCUCCUGCUCAGCCUUGGCCCGCUGAAUGCCAAUUCGGAAGGCAGUCCCCUCGCUGUGGCCACUGA
This is a messenger RNA of Pochonia chlamydosporia 170, 447 nucleotides long. RefSeq lists its product as hypothetical. Bases 1 to 447 code for a protein of 148 amino acids. The record is from RefSeq and is a predicted model, not a curated record. NCBI's taxonomy places the organism in Eukaryota, Fungi, Ascomycota, Sordariomycetes, Hypocreales, Clavicipitaceae. The transcript has a single exon.